Molecule: messenger RNA, 594 nt
Organism: Colletotrichum spaethianum
Lineage: Eukaryota; Fungi; Ascomycota; Sordariomycetes; Glomerellales; Glomerellaceae
Exons: 2
Coding region: 1-594 (197 amino acids)
Source: RefSeq, a predicted model, not a curated record
AUGAUGCACUUCCUGGGCCAUCGGCGGUCAGCCUCGCAGCAGAGCAUUGACCCAGAGACACAGCAACAGCCACAGCAACAAUGGCGGCCGCAUCACCAGCACCGGCUAAGCGCGUCCUCGGCUCUGUACCAGGCGGCACAGGCAUUGGGCUCCAUUGGCGUCCCUACCGCUGCCGCCACUGCCAACGCCGCCUCUGGCAGUGUCACGCCUGCGGCGGAUGCUGCCAACGCUAAUAAUUCCCGCCCGCCGCUGCCCAAUCCGGUGCCUUCUUCAUUGGCCGUGUCAUCCCACUCUCAGCGGCCGUCGGUGUCGUCGCAGCAUUCGUCGUACGGGCAGUACUCGCCCUAUUCUCCCCAGCAGCAGCAGCAACAGCGCCAAUCUGGGUACUUCCAGCUUGACCACAACCGCCACGACCAACCUCCUGCUGCUUCCGGUCCCGUUUCUUCUCCUCCAACCUCGUCUCUCCAAUACACUCCAGGAGCCGCGAGUGCGACAACACCCGCGAUUGGGCUACCGCUGCCCAAAGAACCCCCCGUCGCCAACUUCCGCUGGGACGACGAGUACUACAACACUAAGAACGACACCAACCAAUAA